Pyrus x bretschneideri (Chinese white pear) is the source of this 1527-nucleotide messenger RNA. RefSeq lists its product as uncharacterized. NCBI's taxonomy places the organism in Eukaryota, Viridiplantae, Streptophyta, Magnoliopsida, Rosales, Rosaceae. The record is from RefSeq and is a predicted model, not a curated record. The transcript has a single exon. Bases 677 to 1465 code for a protein of 262 amino acids.
UAUAUAAACACACACAUAUCUCCUGUGUUGCUGUGGAAACCGACCGUAUUGUCCGCCAUUGACUGACCUGCAAGUCACCCGGCUCCAACACUCGGCCGGACCGGCGGCAAGCUAAGCCGCCAGCGGGGAAACACAUUUUACCAUUUCAUUUCAUAUCACAAGAAGAUUUUCUCAAGAUAUGAUUAUUUGUUGCCAUUUAAACCACAAUUAAAUAAGUCAAUUUACACAGAUUGAGAAGAUAUGUAAUGUCUCAGUUACUCUGCAUUUUCCUGCUUUAAUUCGUUUUCUAUGUCGUUCAUGUUUUCCAUGUUUUCCAUGACACAAAACAUGGCUGGCCGUACUUCUUGUAAAAAUAUCUCGUUUGCGUGAUUUCGAGCAUUAAUCACAGAGAUGCUGCUCUGCAUUUUCCUAUCUCUCACGGAAAGAUUUUCUCUUCAACGUGUGUAUUUAUAUUCGGCACUGCAUGUUAGCUGGGAAGGACUUGCAUUUGAGUGUUUUCGCACCGGGUGUUUCAGGCAGCAGAGGGGUUUGCUGAGAAAUCGGACAUUUUCAAUUUUCCACAAAAAUUUAAUCUGCUAGAGGGAGACACCAGAGGGUUAUAUAUAGAAGAGGAAAGGGAUUCAAUGAAACAGGGAAGUGGAAAGAGAGUUAGUUUGUGAAUUGAAGGGACUCAAGGAUGAAGUUUGGAAGGGGAUUUUCGGUUCCCCAAGAUGACGAUCUACGGUUCAUGGAUCCAUGGGUACCCAUGACUCCAGAGAAGCUGACUCUGGCAAAGGGUCAUCCAAUACCAGUCGACCACCGCGGGAACCUCCUGCAAGGAGCAAACUGGCAGCAACAACUGACUGGAAUUUCAAGGGAACAUGUACCGGUCAUUGCCAACUACAAUGGCAUGAACCAAGAUGUUAGCCCAAAUGGACAGCUAAUUAGAAAUGGAGGGCAAUAUAGUUAUGAUGGAAGUCUGGCUGAGGAAAAUCUGAUGAUCAAUCACUUUGCAGGCUCCUACAAUGCAGGCUCAUUCACGCAGUUGGUGCACGGUGACUUCUUGUGUUGGAACAAGAAUCCAAUGACACAACUGCUGCAUGAUAAGGCAGCUUAUGUUGCUUCCGCAAACAUGAAUCUGGGCAGAAGCAUGGACACAGCAGCAAACACGCCGCUAAUUCCCAAGUUGCAUCCUCAAUUGGGAAAUCAAGGACACAACUUGGGAAGUUACUUGCUGACCAAGCAAAAUUGCAGCACUUCAUAUCCUUCAAGUAACAUGAUGAGCAGGUCCUUGGUUAAGGAUUUUCCAUCCCCAGUUGACAACAGUCGGCGAGAUUCCAACUCAUUCCAUUGGUUAUUUGGAAACCAAAAUUACUGCUCAAGUUUGAGCUCAAACCUGUUGAGUAAUGGUGACAGUUCAUCCCAGAUAAGUCAACGUGAGUAUUUCAACUCGGUUCUGAUAUUUAUUUAUUCUGCUCUAAUUUGAUUUCCUUGAUAGAAAGAAAUGAAAAACUUUGAACAAGAAAAACUGAGAAGAAACUAAUACAG